This is a messenger RNA of Theobroma umbraticum, 2285 nucleotides long. Its product is annotated as DHBP synthase RibB-like alpha/beta domain-containing protein. Gene Ontology annotation, molecular function: tRNA binding; double-stranded RNA binding; nucleotidyltransferase activity. Gene Ontology annotation, cellular component: cytoplasm. Lineage: Eukaryota; Viridiplantae; Streptophyta; Magnoliopsida; Malvales; Malvaceae. Gene Ontology annotation, biological process: regulation of translational fidelity. The record is from RefSeq and is a predicted model, not a curated record.
CGGAUAUAUUAUCCUCUCCACCUGAAAUAGGAAUACGGUCACCACAAAUUAGUUGUUUUUGUUUAUAACCACCAUUUUACGUUUCGCCAUUAUAAUUUUAGGUGGGAGUCUAAUCUAAUCUCAUGCACAUGCAUGCUUGCACACACACUAGACACUCGCAGUGGAUAAGGGAAAACCAUAGUAGACUAGGCUGUGAAAUACUGGUACACUAAUGACAGUCACAACUCUGAAAUUCUACAGGAAAUUCAAAUAUUGGAUAAGAAAUUCCUGCUAACUGUUCAUUAAGAUUUCUGACUUGGACCUCUUGAAUGUUUGCAUUCAGUGAAUCGAAGAUUUGUCUGGGUUUACGCAUCAAUUCAAUUUGCUUUGGUGGUUUUCUUUGCUCAUAUAUUUUAUUCUUUGGUUAAAGUGCAAGCAAUUCUAUCAAUUCUCCUUGCAACAUUUUCUGGAUUUGGUGUUGCGAUGAGUGGGAGUUCUAUCGUUGUUGAGAUCCUACGAUGGCGAAGACGAUGGCAGGCCUGGUCAGAGGAGCAGCGUAACAGUUCCCAACUGAUGACUCGACCACCAGUCCAAUCCCCUAGAGCUGUUAAUUCACCUCGGAGAGGUCCUAAUGUAAACCAACAGAACGCCGUGAGCUGAACUGAUCUCUUUACUUGGUUAGCCCCAACUUGCAGGCUCUCUCAGACAAACACUAUGUAAUUUAUCCAUAGAUGAAGCAUCUUUUGCUUCUGUAAUAUAAAUCAAAUAGGCUUCCUCAUGCAUGCCUCCAUCAAAAUCAGCAAGACCAACUCCCUUACAAAUCCCAUGUUAGUCUCUCAGGUUUGAUCUUUUCUAAAGACAACCAUGAAUCAGGUUGUAAUGUGCUUGGCAGAAAGGUAUAGAAUGAAUACAUUUUGGUGUUGUUUUGAUUCAGUUACUUCCUUUUCCAAGGCCGUGAAGAUGUACUAUGAAGGAGUUUGUUUUGUAUCAAGCAAAGGAAUGAAGAAUGCAAAAAAUGAUUGGUGGACAAACGGUCAGAUAGAAAGGCCAGACAAAGAUUACAUAACAGAACCGAACAGCUUGCACUUCCAAAGUACGAGAGAACUCAGAGGCAGAAACAACUCCCCAGCAAAAAGAAUGAACCUUUCCACAAGAUUUGGAGGAAAGCUGCUUCUUUUUCUCAACACUCGUGUUCCUCUCAGAGGGGUGCCCAAGUUGGGGUUUGUUCCAUUUUUGCAACAGAAGAGGAGAUUUCGAGGUGGGUUUUCAAAGAAAAUGGCUUCCAAUGUGGAAAGGUACGAGGUGGGUGUUGAAAGCAAGUUGGGUUUGGUUCACCCUGCAACAGAAUUCUAUGCUGAUGAAGCCGUUGUAGCUCUCAAAGCUGGGAAAGUUAUUGCAGUGCCUACGGAUACACUUUACGGAUUUGCUUGUGAUGCUUGUUCUUCAGAAGCAGUAAAUAAGAUUUACGAGAUCAAAGGACGCAAGCAUACCAGUCCUCUUGCGAUCUGUGUUGGGGAUGUGCAAGACAUAAAGCGCUUUGCUGUCACAGACCAUUUACCUCAUGGCUUACUUGAUUCUCUGCUGCCUGGACCCGUUACUGUUGUGCUAGGGCGAGGGGAAUCAAGCAUUCUUGAGAAGUCUUUGAACCCAGGAUUAGAUAGCAUAGGAGUGCGAGUACCUGACUCUGACUUCAUCAGGAUUAUUGCCCGCGAUGCGGAAAGUGCACUGGCUCUUACAAGUGCUAACCUAAGUGGGCAGCCUAGUAGUGUGAGCAUCAACGAUUUUGAGAACCUGUGGGAACACUGUGCAUAUGUUUAUGAUGGUGGUGUGCUUCCAACAGGUCGUGCUGGUUCAACGGUUGUGGACCUUACUAAGCCAGGAAAAUACAAGAUUCUUAGGCCUGGAAGUGCUAAGGAAGAAACCGUUGCAAUCCUUGAGAAGUAUUCUCUUCUUGGAGAAGCAGCAAGUCGUUGAAGAGGAAAUCGGAUGGACGUUAUAUGGUUUUACAACUUUCAGCAGGAAACAAAAAAGGAUUCUUUUUGGGCACAGAAGAGAAGUGUCUCUACAGUAAUUGUAUCUCUUUGACCAAAACACAUUCAUCUGUUGUAUUCUUAGGUUCCACUAGACCCAAUCUUGGAUAUGAGAAUUCGAGUAGAUAGUUAAAAAAGGACAGCUUGUACAGUCACUGGAAAUGAAUUUCAUUUCACUUUCUUUGGCAACUCGUCUGGAUUUUCGCCCAUGAAAUCGCACUGUAUGCUUUCUUUGUUCUUACACUUCAAUAUCUCAAACCUUGUUCAUGAACCUGU